AUGGCAAUAUUACAUCGCUAUAGCCAACCAUCAAUGCUUGGAAACAGGAUAUUGAAGAUUGGAUCAUUUAAAAAAUUACAAGUCCAUGAUCGCAGCGAGGCCGCCAAAGCAGCAGCCACAGAAGGCACGACAGGAAGCGAUGCAAAUGACAGUUUGGAGGACGAUGAGUCGAAGACUACGAAGAAGCCAGAUAUGGCUCCAGGAAUGAAACUGUGUGCUGCAGCGGCCUGUAUCGCUUUGCUGGUGAACAUUAUUCUCGCCAUCACUGCUUUCAGCAUUGGUUAUUCGAGACCGAAGCAGGACGGAAUUGCGACAGUAUCAUUGUAUGAAGGAAGCUGUACUACCACAAAGCAAUCGUCUAUCGGACUCCACCUGCUCAUCAACGUUCUGGGGACGAUAAUUCUAUCCACCAGUAACUAUUGCGCUCAAUUCGUCGCCGCGCCUACAAGGUAUAACUCUGUUAUAGUCUCGUCUCAAGGGUCCAAUGAGUACAAUAUAUACAUCGCUCCCGCAGACUACGAUGGUACUCAGCCGUUGCAUCUUCAUCAAAAUUCCAGCUCUUGUUUCCAAUCAGAAAUGGACCAGUCAUUGUUCAGCUUCAGCUCGAACAUCGAACGCGAGAAGCCGAAAAGUCUCACGAAAGAGCAAUGCGUCGAUGUCUUUUCUGUUAGCUACCUCGCUGGGCACGGGGAGUUAAUUAUCUUGUCCAACAACGUCACAUGGAAUGAUCAAGAUACCCUACUCUCGGCGGGUGUGGGAAAUUCAGUGAACAACUAUGGACCGUUGGUCACCGCAGCGCCGUACGGGUGGAUGUGUAUUGGGAACUACUACACAUGCACCAAAUCACGGUUACAAAAGGACUUAGCCAACUGGCAGAUUCUUGGAACGAAUUGGUCACGGACCGAGUGGCGAUUGACGAUCCCAUAUUUCAAUGAUACAACCGCGAGCUUUGACUCAAGCCAUCUGCCAUCGUGUCUGUCGCGAAACAACAGAGAUCCUCUAUGCGUUGACAUCACUCAGCUGAUUCAUUAUGUCUGGUCUCCUAUGCCGAGAACUCGCGAGGAAAUCCAGCAUCAUUUGGAUAAUCCAGGCAAUUGGGAGAAUAGCACGUGGGCCAAAAAUAUAGACUUCUUCGCCGAAGACAGCGUCGUCUGCAUCGUUUUCAUUGCGUUCUAUGAACGCGAACCUCGUCUUCUGACUAUCGGCGACGCCAUCGCGUCUUUCCUUUCAAAUCCCGAUCCGAUAACGCAAGGUCGAUGUCUAUCACCCAAAGACGACUGGAAAAGUGAACACGGGCAUUGGAAUGGCACUGGAAGCCACGUUAUCCCAAGAAGACUCCGCCGACAAACAACGCGAUGGUGGAAAUCUGGUAACGUUCUGCAAUGGGGCUUCACGCUUAUUUUAUGUGUCGGCUGCAUCGUUGCUUCCGGCCUAUUGCUCAACCGUGGUCUCAGCGAUUAUAGACUGGUUUCAAACACCGGCACAAGCUUGAAUGCUCUUUGGAAACUAGGGCUAGGCGCAAUGAACGCUUCCACAAUCAUAUUCCGCAUAAAUUCCACGAUCCUGGGGAAUGUCCUCGUGGCAAAUACUCCGCAGCUCGCUAUUUCCUUGUCAUAUUUCUUCUACAACACGAUCCUAACUUCCAUGGUCAUGGCUGCCGAAUACGACGGGUAUGCUGUGGCGAGUACAAGGACCACAACAAAUGCUGAGAAACCCAGGUCUACGCCAAAGAAAGGUUUGCGUGUUUCGGGACCGCGUGAAGGUUCUCAACGUUCCACAUACUGGCUCAGCCUUCCAUACCGCUAUAGCAUCCCGCUCCUCGUGAGCUACACCGUCCUUCACUGGUUGGUUUCUGAAAGUAUCUUCUAUGUCCGAGUCAUCAUGUAUGAUGCAACACAGAAACGCGUGCCAGAUGCGGACGUCAACGCAUGCGGCUGGUCACCCAUGGCGCUGGUGCUGGCAAUAGCGGUAGGCAGCUUGAUGGUACUGGCUCUUGGCGUCCUAUCGAUGAGGACGUAUGGGUCAUGUAUUCCCCUGGCUGGAAGCUGCAGUGCUGCGAUUAGCGCAGCUUGCCACCCCCCGCGACAUGAUGUCAAUCCGGGAACGAAGCCUAUUAUAUGGGGCGAAAUUGUACCAGCAAGGAAUUCCAUUGGGGAUAGGGCAUCCUUGGAAAUGGAAUGUGUUGAUUCCGACUGUAAUGGGGAGACUCGUUUUCCGCAUUGCAGUUUCACGUCCUGCGAUGUAGUACAGCCUUCAGAGGGUCAAAUGUACAUGUAA
Messenger RNA from Aspergillus terreus NIH2624, 2277 nucleotides. RefSeq lists its product as uncharacterized. The coding region runs from base 1 to 2277 and encodes 758 amino acids. The transcript has 5 exons. The record is from RefSeq and is a predicted model, not a curated record. NCBI's taxonomy places the organism in Eukaryota, Fungi, Ascomycota, Eurotiomycetes, Eurotiales, Aspergillaceae.